AUGUCUUACUACCCCCCACCACAAGAACCCUACUACGGCGGACGCCCUCCAUACGAGCGUCCGCCAUACGACCGUCCUCCCUACGAGGGUGGUCCUCCCCCGGAGCGGCCCCCUUAUGACCGUCCUCGUUACGAGGGUUCUCCUUACGACCGCCCUUCCUAUGAGCGCCCCCCUCCAGAGAGAUACAACUCCGGUCCUCCCCCGCCGGAGCGCCCUCCCUACGACCGUCCCCCAUACGGUGACCGGCCUCCCUACGAAGGCGGCGAGCGCGGAUACGACUCCCCUGCUCCUCGUCCUCCCUACGAAGGUGGCGAGCGCGGCUUCGACUCUCCCGCUCCCCGUCCUCCCUACGCCAGCCCUCCUCCUUCCGCUCGUCCUCCUCCCGUCCCUCCCCCUCCUCUUCCCAUGGAAUGGGCCCAGGAGUGGGAGCCCAGCCUCCGCCGCGCCUACUACGUCCACAUGCCUUCCGGCCGCACAGAAUGGGAGCUCCCCGCUGACAUGUCCCGCGACAUGCCUCCCCCUGGUCCUCCCCCGGCCGGUGGUCCGGGCUACUACGCAAGCCCCCCUCCGCCGCAGGAGGGCGGGUACUACCCCGACCCCCAGGCCCAGCAGAUCUCUGAGGAGGAGCAGAAGAAGAAGGACCGUAAGAACAUGCUUAUGGGUGGCGCAGCUGGUCUGGCUGUUGGUGCUCUCGGCGCUGCAUUCAUUUCCCACGAGAUUCACGAGCACGAGGAAGAAAAGGAAGAAGAGGAGCGUGAAGAACAGUCGUAUGACUAUGACCGGCCGCCUGUCGUCUACGAGCGCGAGACUACUAUCAUUGAGCGUGGAGAGGAGCCUGCAUAUGAUUACGAGGAGGAUGGAUGGUAG
This is a messenger RNA of Aspergillus tubingensis, 867 nucleotides long. RefSeq names its product WW domain protein. Gene Ontology annotation, molecular function: protein binding. The transcript has 2 exons. The record is from RefSeq and is a predicted model, not a curated record. Lineage: Eukaryota; Fungi; Ascomycota; Eurotiomycetes; Eurotiales; Aspergillaceae. Bases 1 to 867 code for a protein of 288 amino acids.